AUGUGGCAUGCCAAGGAUGCCAUGCCAUGGGUGGGCAUGUAUAUCUGUGCAGCAUCUUUACUCUGUACUCUUGCAAUGGCAGCAGAUGUUUUCCACGGCUUUAGACAAGGGAAACUAUGGUUUCCAUGCAGGUUUUUCACUCUCAAUGCAGCUUCUGUCACAGUGAUUGCCAUAGCAAUGAAGCUACUAGUAGAUCUAGGUGCAAUCACAAAUGAUGACGUCAAAGCAAGACUAGGCAGCAUUUUGUUCUUGGUCACCAUGGUAGCCAAUUUUCUCCCGUCUUUAGGGCUUAUGGGGGACAAAGAACUUCUCAUUAACAUCAUAGCCUUGGGUAUUCUGUUAAUCACCAUAAUUGUUAAUGAAUGGAUCCUAACUGUUUCAUGGGUGGAGAGUGCUUUUACUGGUAUGCUCAUGCUGCCUUGUUUAUUGGCAUUUUCGGUAGCCUUGACAGUCCCGGCAUCUAGAAGAAACUUACAACUACAGUACAAGGAGUUGCGCAGAUCAGGUUCUAAUCAGGAGGGGAUGAGUUUCUCUUACGGGGAGCUUAUUAAUUAUGUUAAGAUGUAUUGGGUGAUGGCGGAAACAGGUAACCCCCAAUUUGUGAUAGCUUGUUCGCAGAUUUCUUCUACUUUUGGAGUUUUAUGUUUAGCCACUGCCAUCUUGUUUUUAUAUACAUAUAUCUGGUGUAUAUAUAAAAUCUCUUCAUAUCCUAGUGCACAAUCAGAGUAUACGUGGUCAAUUGAGCUUAUUUUUUAUGUACAAUUAAGUGGGGUUUUAGUAGGUUGUAUAGCGCCAGUUUCUAGAUGUUUAACCGUCAUCAGUUAUUUCAAGUCUUCUAAGAAAUGGAGCAUGAACCAUAUAAACGUGUUCAAAGUUGAGAAACAAUGGAUAGAAAGACUUCAGAAAUGGAAGCGCAUUCAUGUUCGUUCACAUAUUCCAAGCCGCCAUAGCAAAAAGGUUUUCCAUAUGGUAAAAAACAUGAUUUUGAACAUUUGUAUUGCAUUUCAAAUAGUGGCUGCAGUUUUAUGUAAAACGAUGUGUCUUGUUCCUAGAUGCUUUUUGAUCUUCUUCUUUUACUGUUGGUAUUUUGGUAAAUCAUUAUCGAAAAGGUUUAAAUGGGGGCCAAGAAAAUCCAAUGGCUAUGUAUCUGAAGAAGAGGCGGAAAAAUACAAUAAGUAUGUUCUACUAGCUGAAGAAGAGGCGGAGCUUUCAGGGAAAAUAUUGACAAAUAUGCUUAGAUCUGUAGAUAAACUUAUUAAAGUAUCUGCAGAGAAAGAGCCGGCAAAUCUUAUGAGGCUUCUAGAUUAUUCUAAAGGAUUCAGUGGAGUAGUAGAGUUUGACAGUGAUGAAGUCCCACCUGUAUAUCAUGAAGAAACUCAAAAUUGUUGGAGCCUAGUAGCAGUAACACUGACGACUAUUGCAAUUGCGCUUCCUAACAUUUUAAAUAGCCAUGUCAAAGAAUUACUUGCUAGUAUGCGGGAAGGACUCCAAAUCAUAAGAAAUAUUGAAGAAACCCUCAAUGAUAAUGCCGACUUGGUAGAGGCCAGGAAAGUAGCUAGACUUUUGUGGACAGAAGUUGAAGUAUACAACAAGUGGCUACAAAUUGACCUUCAAAAGAAGUUUAGCAAGUCAAAAUCAACAAAGAAGAUUCUUCAAUGGUUGGGUGAUGAAGCAGUCAAAAAUGUGAUAGAGUUCAAGAGCUGCAAAAAAGGAAGUCUAAAUCGCUCGGUUCAUAAUUUUAUUGCUUCUAGUUCAAUGUAUAGAAUUAGUCGAACCAUACUACUCCACUGCAAUAAGCAAGAAAAUUGGCCAAAUGAUGGUGAUCUUUUUGAGUGGAUAUCAACAGUAAUUGCAGAUGUGCUAUGUGCUUGUUUUACCAACUUACCACGUGUCAUAAAAAUGAAGUGUCAUCAUGAGGCAAUAGAGAAAAGGGGGGAGAACAUUUGGAUUGCUGCUGAGCUUCUUGGUAAAUCCAAAAAGAUUCUAGAGAUCCUUGAAGAACGCCAACUUCCAUAUUUAGAUUUAGACUCGAUGGCCUAUAUCAAUAAGUGGCGAGCUUUGCCAAAUAGUCAGACACUUAGCCGUUGUACUUCUUCAACCAGAGUUCAGCUUACUUCUUCAAGAUCUAAUGAAUUGCUCAUGGUAACUGUCCUAUAA
Erigeron canadensis is the source of this 2157-nucleotide messenger RNA. RefSeq lists its product as uncharacterized. Lineage: Eukaryota; Viridiplantae; Streptophyta; Magnoliopsida; Asterales; Asteraceae. The transcript has a single exon. Bases 1 to 2157 code for a protein of 718 amino acids. The record is from RefSeq and is a predicted model, not a curated record.